CCUCUUCUUAUUUUUUCUUCAUCAUAAUUAUCACGAAGCUACACACACUAACACAAACAUGGAACUAAGCACCAUGUUAUGCUUGUUUGCUUCUUUUCUCUUCAUUGUUCUGUUCAAGAAACUCAUCAAGCCCUAUGUCUCCAAACGCCGUGACUUACCACUCCCCCCUGGUUCCAUGGGUUGGCCCUACAUAGGAGAAACCUUUCAAAUGUAUUCUCAAGACCCAAAUGUCUUCUUUGCCACAAAAAUUAAAAGGUAUGGCUCUAUGUUCAAGUCCCACAUUCUAGGUUGCCCCUGUGUGAUGAUUUCUAGCCCUGAGGCUGCAAAGUUUGUGCUCAACAAAGCUCAACUCUUCAAGCCAACAUUUCCUGCAAGCAAAGAAAGGAUGUUGGGAAAACAAGCUAUCUUCUUUCACCAAGGGGAGUACCAUGCUAACUUGAGGAGGCUUGUUCUUCGUACCUUCAUGCCUGAAGCCAUUAAAAACAUCGUCCCUAACAUUGAAACCAUUGCCCAAGAUUGCCUCAAAUCAUGGGAAGGCCGUUUGAUCACCACUUUUCUUGAAAUGAAGACGUUCACUUUCAAUGUUGCUCUGCUUUCGAUUUUUGGAAAAGAAGAAAUUCUGUACAGAGAGGCUCUGAAACGAUGCUACUACACCCUUGAGCAAGGGUACAACUCAAUGCCCAUUAACCUUCCUGGGACACUGUUCCACAAGGCUAUGAAGGCAAGGAAGGAGCUUGCACAGAUCUUGGCUCAAAUAAUCGCAAGCAGGAGGCAGAGGAAGCAAGAUUACAAGGACUUGUUGGGUUCAUUCAUGGGUGAGAAAGCAGGGCUCACGGAUGAGCAAAUAGCGGAUAAUGUGAUUGGAGUCAUAUUUGCGGCUCGUGAUACCACUGCCAGUGUGCUUACGUGGAUUGUCAAAUACCUUGGUGAAAACCCUAGUGUCCUAGAAGCUGUUACUGAGGAACAAGAGUGCAUAUUGAAGAGCAAGGAAGAAAAUGGUGAAGAUAAGGGUCUGAAUUGGGAAGAUGCCAAAAAGAUGCCAAUAACUUCAAGGGUUAUUCAGGAGACUCUAAGAGUUGCAUCAAUUUUGUCCUUUACUUUCAGAGAGGCAGUGGAGGAUGUUGAAUAUCAAGGGUAUCUUAUACCAAAAGGGUGGAAAGUGCUACCUCUAUUUAGGAACAUACACCACAGUCCUGACAACUUCAAGGAACCAGAAAAGUUUGAUCCCUCAAGAUUUGAGGCUGCUCCAAAACCCAAUACUUUUAUGCCAUUUGGCAGUGGGAUCCACGCGUGUCCUGGGAAUGAAUUAGCCAAGUUGGAGAUUUUGGUCCUCCUACAUCAUCUGACCACAAAGUACAGGUGGUCUGUGGUGGGUGCAAAGAAUGGAAUUCAGUAUGGCCCUUUUGCUCUCCCCCAAAACGGCUUGCCCAUCACCUUAUAUCCCAAGAAGUAGAUAUCACUCAAACAUAAGACAGAUCCAAUCCAAGUCCAACCCUUGUUUUAUAGUAGCUUUCUAAAUAUGGAAAGAAUGGCUUCAUAGCUCUCAAAAUUGGUUCCAGAAAAAUUAUUAAAGACCAAGACCAUAUUGCAAAUGGAUAACCAAACAAAGGAGAUUAAUCUUCCUUUAUUUUUGGCCAAGAGAAACCCAAAGGGGUAGUCUUGACAAUAGCAUACAAAAAGGGAUGUCAAGUGUAUAUAGGAGGUUUCAUAGCCAGACCAAAUAGUAUUAGGUUCUUUUUAUUUCUUCACUUUCUUUUCUUUCUAUUUAUAUGAGGAAAAAGUCCUCAAAAGAUUGUAUUGAUGAAUUCAACUAGUUUUGUAUUCAUAAGAACGCCGCAAGGCAAUAAUAAAGUGAAAUAUUGGUUCUGAGAUGAGUAUAAAAUACCACAAACUAUAUCUGGCUAUUGUUGGUUGUGUAGAGAAUAGAGAUGCCUGAAUAGAAAAUAAUCUAACAUUAAAGGUAUAAAUAAACUUCAUAAUCUUUACUAAAAAAAUAACAAUCAGGAAAAAAAUAACG
This is a messenger RNA of Abrus precatorius (Indian licorice), 2017 nucleotides long. RefSeq names its product abscisic acid 8'-hydroxylase CYP707A2-like. Lineage: Eukaryota; Viridiplantae; Streptophyta; Magnoliopsida; Fabales; Fabaceae. The record is from RefSeq and is a predicted model, not a curated record. Gene Ontology annotation, molecular function: iron ion binding; heme binding; (+)-abscisic acid 8'-hydroxylase activity. Gene Ontology annotation, biological process: sterol metabolic process; abscisic acid metabolic process. The transcript has 7 exons. Bases 59 to 1453 code for a protein of 464 amino acids.